AAAACCCUGUGUCCAUCUUUCACCCGCCUUCAUAUUCUUUAUUAUUCCUACAGCUUCCGCGGACUCGCUUGGAUAUGGCGGCAAAGGAAACUGUAAAUAUUCCUCAAAACGAAGUUGAAGUUAUUAUCAACCGCUGGUUGGUGGACUACUAUUAUUGUUGUUUAUUAGAAGUGUUUAAAAAGGACCACUACGAUGACUUCUGUGGCUUUAGAGGUGUUGUUGAAAGUGUGUUGGUCCGUCCUGUGCAGUCCACUGAUGCCACGCCAACAAAGGUCAGAGUAUUGCAGUUUCUCUCCCGGAUAAAUGAAGGCGAAAAACUUGACUUGACAUUUGAGUUGGACCAGUCAAUAACUCCUCUGGAAUCAGCCUUAGCCGUUCUGGAACUUAUGACCAGUGAAAACCUUAUUUUACCGCAGGAUUUCCAGGAGGUCAGCACUUCACUGAAAGAGAUGCUUGUUGGGAUUCUCAUUAAAAACAAAGAGUUUGACAAAGCAAAAGAGGUGCUGAACAAACACUUCCCCAAGAAAAUGGUUGGCAAGAAAGCUAUAUUCACAGGCCUUAUCAGACAGAAGAGUACGAGACAUGAAGUCAUCGAGAAACUCAACUUCCGACAGUUCAAGCAGGAGAUGUUGGCCUUCUGUGAGAGGCUUUGCCCAGUCGGCGUUCCCUUUCUCCACCGGGCUGCAAAAAGGCUUCUUGAUGAAAGAAAAGAAAAGGAAGAUGGCAAGGCAGCCGAAGCUGUUGAGCAAGAGGAACCUGGCCCAUCCUCUCAGCUUCCUGUGAACAUCAUCCAUUUCAUACCAUGUCAACAUUCAGUUAUAAUAAGGACCAGGCUGGAGGCAGCUUACAUAGCUUUGUCUAACGAUUCAGAUGAGAGACCAUUCGCUCAGCUGGAGGCAGAAGUGGAGAGAGAGGAACAGGAAAAAAAAAAGGACAUGUCAUCCCUCCACUGCUCACUUGCUCCAGAGAACAGCACCAAUCAGGACUCAGAGCAGGAACUAAUAUUUCAGAGGGACUCAGGCAGCCCCAUGGAGGCGUCCCCAGCAGACCAAACUCCACAGACAGACGCUGUUCUACAAGAACAGGCAGGUUCACUCUCAAAGACACCAGAGGUGAAGAGGACCAGACGGCCCCCUUACAAUCUGGCACGUCUAGUGGUGGAGCCGGACAGCCAGGGGAGCACGCAGAGCACGCAGAGCACGCAGAGCACGCCAGCUCUUCAAGACCAGCUGGCUGAUUUAAGAACAGAAGAGCGGCCACGGUCAGCAGCUAAAGCCAAGAAAAGAAAUUGGAACAGAGCCGCAACAAAUUUGGCCAAGGAAAUUGAGAAUGACUCAUCUGACGAACUCCAUGAAGAGACAAACAGAUCACUGACAAGCUCUAACAAGUCAAAGAGGAUAUCAUCAGACUCUUCUGAAGACCCACAGGAAUCAUCGUCACCCUGUAAAACACCUGGUAAACGACUGGCCAGGGAUCCUCUCAACAAAGAUCACGCAAAUGCAAGUGACAUCAUGAUCACAGACUCUUCACUGGACAGCCCACCCAUUCGGUUUCCUCUUCGCCCCGUCCCUCGAACGAGCUCCACCCCUCAGAUGAAAGAUGAAGGUUCUUCACAUUCAAAAUGGACAAAGCUUUACCAUAAUGCAAAGGAGAGUAGGGAUACAUGGAGCGAUGAGGAGACAUAUUUCGACAGCCGAAAGAACAGCAAAACACAAGAUGAGAGCAAUAAUUCAAACACAGGCCAGAAGAGGAAGAUGUGGACCGUGGCUGAGACAGACAAGUUAAGAGAAGGGGUCAAAAAAUUUGGAGAGGGAAACUGGAGUAAGAUCAAGGAUUACUACUCCUUCAACGAUCGAACAAAUGUCCAGCUCAAGGACAGAUGGAGAACAAUGAGGAAGUUAAAGCUUGUUUGAGAGGUUCAAGUGAGAGAACAAGGUUUCUUCUGACUUUAUAAACCUUACAAAAAUA
Labrus bergylta (ballan wrasse) is the source of this 1968-nucleotide messenger RNA. It is a transcript of the gene terf2, whose product is annotated as telomeric repeat binding factor a. Gene Ontology annotation, molecular function: protein homodimerization activity; telomerase activity; G-rich strand telomeric DNA binding. Gene Ontology annotation, biological process: telomeric D-loop disassembly; protein localization to chromosome, telomeric region; negative regulation of telomere maintenance via recombination. The record is from RefSeq and is a predicted model, not a curated record. Gene Ontology annotation, cellular component: shelterin complex; nucleus; chromosome, telomeric region. Lineage: Eukaryota; Metazoa; Chordata; Actinopteri; Labriformes; Labridae.